Molecule: messenger RNA, 1092 nt
Organism: Bacidia gigantensis
Lineage: Eukaryota; Fungi; Ascomycota; Lecanoromycetes; Lecanorales; Ramalinaceae
Exons: 2
Coding region: 1-1092 (363 amino acids)
Biological process (GO): D-sorbitol catabolic process
Molecular function (GO): L-iditol 2-dehydrogenase (NAD+) activity
Source: RefSeq, a predicted model, not a curated record
AUGGAUAAUUUAGAGCCAAACAUUGCUGUGUUCACGAAUCCUGAACAUGAGCUGUGGAUCGCCCAAUGUGACCCAACUGUCGAUGAGGUCAUUUCGGGGAGCACGCUUAAGCCUGGAGAAGUGACAGUUGGCAUCAAAUCCACUGGCAUUUGCGGAUCUGACGUUCACUUCUGGCAAGAAGGCUGCAUUGGUCCUAUGAUUGUCGGAGACGACCAUAUUCUGGGCCAUGAGUCUGCAGGCAUAGUUCUGGCCACGCACCCUUUAGUCACGCAACUCAAGAUUGGAGAUCGCGUUGCAAUUGAGCCGAACGUCAUCUGUCAUGAUUGCGAACCCUGUCUAAGUGGGAGGUACAACGGGUGCGAAAAUGUCAAAUUUCUGAGUACACCUCCAAUCGACGGGCUUCUCAGACGAUACGUGAAUCAUCCAGCACUUUGGUGCCACAAGAUUGGAGAAAUGAGCUACGAGAAUGGCGCGUUGCUUGAACCUCUGUGUGUAGCUUUGGCCGGAAUACAGCGUUCGGGAUUAAGGAUAGGGGACCCCGUGCUCAUUUGCGGAGCAGGCCCGAUUGGACUGGUCACACUGCUUUGCUGUGAGGCUGCUGGCGCGACACCAAUUUUGAUCACAGAUAUCGAUGUUGGCAGGCUGGACUUUGCCAAACAAUUGGUUCCGAAGGUAAAAGUAUUUCAGCCCGUCAGAGAUCAAAGUGCCGAAGAGAGCGCAAACCGCAUGAUUGAGGCAAUCGGAGGUCUUCGCCCCACACUCGCCAUAGAUUGUACGGGCGUAGAAUCCUCAAUCAAUGCAGCAGUAUGGAGUGUCAAAUUUGGGGGGAAAGUCUUUGUCAUCGGAGUUGGUAAGAAUGAAAUGAAAGUCCCUUUCAUGCGCUUGAGUACACAAGAGAUCGACUUACAGUACCAAUAUCGAUAUUGCAAUACUUGGCCCCGAGCGAUACGACUGGUUCAAGACGGAACCAUCAAACUCGAGAAGCUGGUAACCCAUCGCUUCAAUAUCGACGAAGCCGUUCAGGCCUUCAAGACGGCGGCAGAUCCACGCACAGGAGCCAUCAAAGUCCAAAUUAAGAGUCAUGAUGAGUAA